Penicillium hordei is the source of this 1125-nucleotide messenger RNA. RefSeq names its product putative mitochondrial phosphate carrier protein. NCBI's taxonomy places the organism in Eukaryota, Fungi, Ascomycota, Eurotiomycetes, Eurotiales, Aspergillaceae. The record is from RefSeq and is a predicted model, not a curated record. The transcript is spliced from 6 exons. Gene Ontology annotation, biological process: mitochondrial phosphate ion transmembrane transport. Gene Ontology annotation, cellular component: mitochondrial inner membrane. Gene Ontology annotation, molecular function: phosphate transmembrane transporter activity. Bases 1 to 1125 code for a protein of 374 amino acids.
AUGAUUCCUGACUGGAUCAACGCUUUCGCCGCCCAGCAUCCUCUAGGUGCUGUGAGCAACAAAGAGAGCUCCACUGUGAAAAACAGACCGUUCACCGCUUGGAGUGCACUCGACGAUGUGAAAACAAAGGCCGACGACAUUGCCCACGAGGCCAGCCGGGAAUUUAAUGCCGCAAGCCAGAAGGCCCAGGAGAAGACCGGCAAGAUCCAGCCUGGCUCACUGAAGUACUAUGCAGCUUGUACAUUUGGUGGAAUGUUGGCAUGUGGUCUUACCCACACUGCCGUGACACCCCUCGACCUGAUCAAAUGUCGCCGCCAAGUUGACUCCAAGCUCUACAAGAGCAACAUACAAGCCUUCCGCACCAUCCGGGCAGCUGAAGGUAUUCGCGGUGUCUUCACGGGCUGGAGCCCUACCUUCUUCGGCUACAGUGCCCAAGGAGCUUUCAAGUAUGGAGGAUACGAGUACUUCAAGGUCUUCUACAGCGACCUAGUCGGCCAGGAAAACGCGAGCCGGUUCAAGACUGCCAUCUACCUGACCGCUAGUGCUUCGGCAGAGUUGAUCGCAGAUAUCGCGCUGUGUCCAUUCGAGUCCGUUAAGGUCCGCGGUCAGACGACCAUUCCUCCUGAGAUUACAGGUACUUUCAGUGGUAUCUCGAGCGUUAUUUCUAAGGAGGGCGUUGCUGGCCUGUACAAGGGUCUUUACCCGCUCUGGGGCCGUCAAGUUCCCUACACCAUGAUGAAGUUCGCUUCCUUCGAGACUAUUGUUGAGAUGAUCUACCACAAUUUGCCAGGUCAGAAGUCCGACUACAACAAGGGUGCCCAGACUGCCGUUGCAUUCUCGGGCGGCUACCUCGCUGGUAUUCUGUGUGCUGCGGUAUCGCACCCUGCGGAUGUCAUGGUUAGCAAGUUGAACGCGAAUCGACAGGCGGGUGAGGCAUUUGGCGCUGCUAUGAGCCGCAUCUAUGGUGACAUUGGCUUCCGGGGAUUGUGGAACGGACUGCCUGUUCGUAUUGUGAUGAUCGGUACUUUGACUGGACUCCAAUGGAUGAUCUACGAUUCAUUCAAGAUUUUCAUGGGACUUCCUACCACAGGCGGCUCAAGCGAAGACAAGAAGAAGACGAACUAA